Messenger RNA from Camelina sativa (false flax), 1072 nucleotides. RefSeq lists its product as uncharacterized. The record is from RefSeq and is a predicted model, not a curated record. NCBI's taxonomy places the organism in Eukaryota, Viridiplantae, Streptophyta, Magnoliopsida, Brassicales, Brassicaceae. Gene Ontology annotation, molecular function: oxidoreductase activity.
UGUAAGGAUGUUAUUCAUUGGGACCUAAAAACUACGGAUUGGGCACAAACAGUCCUGUUGUGGGAACGUGUUCGAGUUGGUGUCUUGUCUUUAGAACCGCGGCUAUGUCAUGGGCUUCUCUUUAUCCAUCGAAGACGACGACACACAGAUAAACAAAUAUGAGCAAUCAUCAAACUGUGUUGAGGCAAUUGGAGCCAUGGUGUGAACUUGAAGACAAAGUGGUUCUUGUGACAGGAGCUUCUUCUGGUAUAGGAAGAGAGAUCUGUCUUGAUCUGGCUAAAGCUGGCUGUAAGAUUAUCGCAGCAGCUCGUCGUGUUGAUCGUCUCAACUCUCUCUGCUCUCAAAUUAACAGCUAUAAUUCAACUGGAACCCAAGCUGCAGCUCUUGAGCUUGAUGUUUCAUCAGAUGCACUUACAAUUCAAAAAGCGGUUAAGGAAGCUUGGGAGAUCUUUGGAAAAAUCGAUGUGUUGAUCAACAAUGCCGGAAUCAGAGGCGAGGUCAAGACGAGUUUGGAUGUGUCAGAGGAUGAAUGGGAGAAAGUCUUCAGGACCAACUUAACCGGACCUUGGUUAGUCUCCAAGUACGUGUGCCUUUUGAUGCGUGACGCUAAACGCGGUGGCUCGGUGAUAAACAUCUCAUCGAUCGCAGGGCUUCACCGUGGGCUGUUGCCCGGUGGACUCGCAUAUGCUUGUUCCAAAGGCGGAGUUGACACUAUGUCGAGGAUGAUGGCACUUGAGUUAGGCGUGCACAAGAUCAGAGUAAACUCGAUCGCACCGGGGCUUUUCAAGUCAGAGAUUACAGAAAGUCUCCUGCAGAAAGAGUGGAUGAAGAACGUGACCGAGCGUGUUGUCCCGUUAAAGGUGCAACAAACUGUGGAUCCCGGGCUUACCUCUCUUGUUCGCUAUCUCAUUCAUGACGCUUCUCAAUAUGUGUCCGGGAACACAUACAUUGUCGAUUCCGGAAAUACAUUGCCCGGUGUGCCCAUUUUUUCAUCUCUCUGAACUUAAAACCCAUAUCUUGUGCAAUAAUAAGUGAAUACAUUUACAAAUUCUCUACCGCUUAAGAAACUUUA